Oldenlandia corymbosa var. corymbosa is the source of this 1548-nucleotide messenger RNA. The record is from the annotation of a GenBank genome assembly. NCBI's taxonomy places the organism in Eukaryota, Viridiplantae, Streptophyta, Magnoliopsida, Gentianales, Rubiaceae.
AUGGGAAGGGGAAGAGUAGAAUUGAAGAGGAUUGAGAACAAAAUAAAUAGGCAGGUCACAUUUGCAAAGAGGAGGAAUGGUUUGCUGAAGAAAGCUUAUGAACUCUCUGUACUUUGUGAUGCUGAGGUUGCUCUUAUCAUCUUCUCUAACCGUGGCAAGCUCUAUGAGUUUUGUAGCAGCUCCAACAUGCUCAAAACCCUUGAGAGGUAUCAAAGAUGCAGUUAUGGGGCCGUGGAAGUUAACAAUGCCGCCAAAGAGAUAGAGCAAAGCAGCUACAAGGAGUACUUGAAGCUCAAAGGCAAAUACGAGUCACUACAACGAUAUCAAAGACAUCUUCUUGGAGAUGACUUGGGACCUCUAGAUAUGAAUGAACUUCAAAAUCUUGAACUUCAACUAGAGUCAUCCUUGAAGCUUGUGAGGACUACCAGGACACAAGUGAUGCUUGAUCAGCUUACGGAUCUCCAAGCAAAGGAAAAGUUAUGGCUUGAUGCUAACAAGGCACUAGAAAGGAAGUUGGAAGAAAUUUACACCGAGAAUCAUCUUCGCCAGUCCUGGGGAGGCGGUGGUGGUGGAGGUGGCGGUGGCGAGCAGAGCAGUACAUACAGCCAGCAGCAUUCUCAAUCUCAGGGGUUUUUUCAGCCUCUAGAAUGUAGUUCAGGCUUGCAAAUAGGGUAUAAUCCGGUGAGUACAAGCCAAAUGACCGCGGUGACAAAUGCUCCAAACAUGAAUGGAAUUGUUCCGGGCUGGAUGCUAGACAGAAGAAUGGGAAGAGGAAGAGUACAGUUGAAGCGGAUCGAGAACAAGAUAAGCAGGCGAGUGACGUUUUCGAAGCGGAGGUCGGGUUUGCUGAAGAAAGCCCAUGAGAUCUCUGUUCUGUGUGAUGCUGAAGUUGCUCUCAUCGUCUUCUCUACCAAAGGGAAGCUCUUUGAGUACUCCACUGAAUCCAGUAUGGAGAGGAUCUUGGAAAGAUACGAGAGAUACUCAUUUGCUGAGAAAAGGCUGUCUGGUGAUGACUCCGAUCAACAACAACUACAACAACAGGACAAUUGGUCGCUGGAGUACCCAAAGCUCGUAUCCAAAAUUGACCUCUUACAAAGAAAUAUAAAGCAUUAUGUGGGAGAGGAUCUGGAUCCACUCAGCUUGAGGGAACUCCAGAGCUUGGAGCAACAGCUUGACACUGCUUUGAAGCGAAUCAGAAUGAGGAAGAAUCAAGUGAUGCAUGAAUCCAUCUCUUCACUUCAAAAGAAGGAGAAGGCACUGCAGGAGCAACAUACAAUGUUGGUUAAGAAGCUCAAGGAUAGUGAGAAGAAGGAUGCUGAGCAGGCACAGCCACAGGUGGAGCAACCCCGUCUUGUUCAAAGCUCCCGCGGCCCUCUACUCCCUGAUCAAGAUCCUCCUCCAUCCCUAACCAUUGGUGGACCUUUCCGGGCAAGUAGAGCCGGACAGGAGGAAGUACGAGGAGGAGGAGGAGGAGGCGGAGGUCAUAUUCCCCGCGGCGCCACCACAAACUCACUCGUGCUACCAUGGAUGGUUCGUCGGAUCAAUUAA